Molecule: messenger RNA, 417 nt
Organism: Limulus polyphemus (Atlantic horseshoe crab)
Lineage: Eukaryota; Metazoa; Arthropoda; Merostomata; Xiphosura; Limulidae
Product: proteasome assembly chaperone 3-like
Exons: 1
Coding region: 1-417 (138 amino acids)
Biological process (GO): proteasome assembly
Source: RefSeq, a predicted model, not a curated record
AUGGCAACUACUAUGGAUGAUGAUUCUAAUGUUACGCCUAAUAUGCAGUUAAAAACAAUCACUGAAGCAGAAUUAAUUGGAAAUAUUCCUACAGAUUUCAGCAUAACGUGUUUUGAAAAUUGCAUUUUUGUGGUUAUUACCCAGUUUGGAAAACUUGGAACACUGGUUCAUAUUACCAAAGACGUACCCCAUGAAGUAAACUGUAGCACUGAUGAUCGAGCUGUUUUCAGUACUAAGGUUAUUUUCGGAAACGAUGAAUCUUAUGUGCAUGCUGCGGCAAGAUAUCUGGUUUCUUUAAUGGAAACCAGUAAAACAGUUUUGUUAGCAAUAGCGCUGAAAGACUGGGAUAAAGAUACUGUAAUAACCAUUGGAAAUCGAGCUAAACAAGUCUUUCAGAAAGCAUUAGUAGGAGUUUGA